This is a messenger RNA of Oncorhynchus masou masou (cherry salmon), 534 nucleotides long. Its product is annotated as gamma-crystallin M2-like. Gene Ontology annotation, biological process: lens development in camera-type eye; visual perception. The transcript has 3 exons. Gene Ontology annotation, molecular function: structural constituent of eye lens. The record is from RefSeq and is a predicted model, not a curated record. The coding region runs from base 1 to 534 and encodes 177 amino acids. Lineage: Eukaryota; Metazoa; Chordata; Actinopteri; Salmoniformes; Salmonidae.
AUGACUAUGGGAAAGAUAAUCUUCUUCGAGGACAGGAACUUCCAGGGUCGCUCUCAUGAGUGUAACAGCGACUGUGCCGACCUGCACUCCUACUUCAACCGCUGCAACUCCCUCAGGGUUGAGAGCGGCUGCUUCAUGGUCUACGAGCGCCCCAACUACAUGGGAAACCAGUACUUCGUGAGGAGGGGAGAGUACCCCGACAACCAGAGAAUGAUUGGCAUCAACGACUGCAUCAGGUCCUGCCGUAUGAUCCCCAUGCACCGCGGCAACUACAAAAUGAGAAUGUACGAUCGUCCUGACAUGGGCGGCCAGAUGAACGAGCUGAGCGACGACUGCCCCAAUGUCCAGGACCGUUUCCGUAUGUCCGACAUCAACUCCUGCAACGUGAUGGACGGCCACUGGCUGAUGUACGACCAGCCCAACUACAAGGGAAGGCAGUACUAUGUGAGGCCCGGUGAGUACAGGAGGUUCAGCGACUGGGGAGGUCAGAGCCCCAAGAUCGGCUCCCUCAGAAGGAUCACCGACUUCAACUAA